AUGUCCUCAAACCACUCUAACUCGAAUUUUUCUCCAUCAAAGUAUGAUCAAUCUGGUUAUUUUACAGGAAAUGCUACAGAAUCUUCGUCUUCCGCUGCGUACUAUAACGUGGAUUACUCUUACCCCACGUCAACUAUUUCCCAAUCUCCAACAUAUUACUCAAAUGCUAAUCCAGCUGUUCCAAAUACUGGGUACGAGGGCUAUGAUUACUCGAGUUAUUCUAGUGCAGGUUAUUACUAUCAGUAUCCAACGGCUUCAAGAAGUUCAAGUUCAACUGUGACAACAACCCCUCCAGUUGUUGAAGCACCACCGACACUUACAAAUACUACUAUACAGCAACCUACUGUCAGCCUGAAAGCUACCCCCUCGCAAAGUUCUAGCUCAAUUAAGGAUACGAGUAGUAGCUCGAUAAGCAUGGCCGAGACGAAUAAACAGACUACUGGCACUUCAAAGAAAAAACAAAAAACUAUAAUUCGUGCUGCUGGUGGUGAGGUUUGGGAGGAUCCGACAUUACUAGAAUGGGAUAUAAACUUGGGCAACGAGGUAACGGAUGAUUUAUUAUACAAAGCUUUUAGUAAGUAUCCAUCCUUACAAAAAGCCAAGGUAGUUCGUGAUAAAAGAACCGGAAAGUCAAAAGGUUAUGGGUUUGUGAGUUUCAAAGAUGCUGAUGAAUUCGUCAAAGCUUGGAAAGAAAUGAAUGGUAAAUAUGUAGGCAAUCGACCAAUAAAACUACGAAAAAGUACGUGGAAAGACCGAAAUAUUGAAGUUGUUUUAGCUGCUGCAAUAUGUACAAAAGGGGGGAAAGUCGUACUUUCUCGACAAUUUCGGGAAAUGCCAAGACCACAUAUAGAGGGGUUACUUGCCUCGUUCCCUAAACUAACUAGUGCUGGGCAACAGCACACUACCAUAGAAAUUGAACAUGUUCGAUACGUAUAUCAGCCACUCGAUGAACUAUACAUUGUUCUUAUAACCAACCGACAGUCAAACAUAUUGCAAGAUAUUGAUACGCUGCAUUUAUUUGCACGUGUUGUCUCGGAUGUGUGUCGAUCUACUGAUGAACGCGAAAUUCUAAAGAAUAGUUUCGAACUGUUGAGCGCUUUUGAUGAAAUUGUGUCGUUAGGGUAUAGGGAAAAUGUAAAUUUAGCUCAGGUUAAGAGUAUUAUUGAGAUGGAAAGUCAUGAAGAGAAAAUUCAAGAGAUCUUAGCAAGGAAUAAGGAGCAAGAGGCCAAGGAAGAACUUAAAAGACGAGCUAAACAGCUCGAAUUGCAAAAGAAAGAAAUGCUUAAACGUGGAGGAAACACAUCAUUUGGAAGUAAUUUCAGUCAAUCAAUUAAUAGGCUAUCUUCUUAUUCUGAACCGCAAGUACAAUCUCCAUUUGACGAUGGAAUUCGUUCCUCGUAUAACAGUUCUCCAUCUGCCUCGGUAUCCUCCAAAGCGAAGGGUAUGCAACUAGGACGUAAACAAAAAACGGUUGAUUUAUUUGAAGCGGUUAAGGUCGAAACUGGGUUUGAAGAAAUUACUGAAAAAACAAAUGUGAGAAGCAGCACAACAGCCGUCUCAAAAGUACCUACGGAAAGUGUUCAUAUAUCCAUCUCGGAAAAGAUCUCUCUUGUAGCUAAUCGUGACGGCGGAUUAGAAAACUUGGAAGUUAAGGGUGAUGUGAAACUUACCAUCUCCGAUCCAAACUUGACGCGUAUUAAAUUAGCUGUUGAAGCGGUGGAUGAUGGCAAUGUACAGCUUCAGACACAUCCAAAUGUUGACAAAAAAUUGUUUACAAGUGACGGAAUAAUCGCGUUAAAGAAUCCAGCUAAAGGGUUUCCUGUUAAUCAACCUUUAGGUGUUCUAAGGUGGCGAUUCAUAACAAAAGAUGCUACCAAUGUUCCACUAUCAAUAAAUUGUUGGCCUUCUCCUGCUGGUGAUGGAACAAUUGAUGUAAAUAUUGAAUAUGAACUAGAAAACGAAAAUCAAGAAUUCAAAGAAGUGUUGAUUACAAUUCCUUUACCAUCUAACGGUAAUCCUAAAGUUGGCCAAGUAGACGGUCAAUACGAAGUGAAUCGACAAACACGCACUUUCGAAUGGCAAUUACCGAUAAUUGACGCGUCUAAUAAACAAGGGUCCCUUGAAUUCAAUACUCCAGGGGAUGAUAUCAGUUUAUUCUUCCCAGUACUCGUGUCAUUUGUCAGUGAAAAGUUGAUCUGUGAUAUUGAUAUCAAAGAAGUAACAAACCUGGAUAAUGGAGCUUCUGUUCCUUUCUCCAAAGAAAAAAUUUUAACGGCAGAAGAUUAUAGCGUUGCAGAUUAUGAAAAAAAUGAAAUCGAAUACUUUUAA
Molecule: messenger RNA, 2328 nt
Organism: Ambispora leptoticha
Lineage: Eukaryota; Fungi; Glomeromycota; Glomeromycetes; Archaeosporales; Ambisporaceae
Source: the annotation of a GenBank genome assembly